CUACAGACAAGUCAAUGGAAGGAGUGAGGAGAUGAAGCAAACGACACCUUUUUAGGAAAUGGAAUUCAGUCAUUUCUCCUAAAUGUGGAUUUUGUUGAUGGACAACAGUGUAACUCUAUUUGCUCGUCGGUAAAUCCAGAGGCGCUGCUGUGGCCAACAUGCAGCAGGAAUACCCUGGAGUCCUCCUGGGGAUCCUGGAGGAACUGGCCAACAUGCGGCAGUGGCUGACGUUCCAGGACCUGUGCCGCAUGGUCAGCACCCGCUUCGACCUGGAGCACCUGGUGGAGCUCAGGAGUUUGCUGUUCGCCGCCGCCAGCAGGGACCCCUGCUUCCCAGCCACCCUCUUCAGAGACCGGGUGGCCGCCAGGGGGCAGGGGCUUUCACCCAUAGGGGUAGCGGCGGACAUAGUGACUAUCUUUAAUCUCCUGCAGAUGACGGGUGGAGUCUCUGAUUCCAGCCACACCAUGAGGUCUGAGCCGAUCCUCCCUGUCGACCAAUCCCCGGGCCCGAGCCUGCCCGGAAUCCACCCUCUGGACGUUUCUGGCAGGGAGCGUGUUCGGGCGCACUCUGAGUCUGGAGGGAGGGCUGUGGAGCAGCACCUGCUGUUUCCAAGACCAAACUAUUCUGCCCGCAAACGAGCAAGUCUGCCCCCGGAUCCCAUCUCCUUUGUGCCCUCCCCGCCCAUCAGGACGAGGGCAGUGUCUUUCGAUUUGCCUCAUACCACUCAUUCCUACCCCGCCAGUCCGAUUCCCCAGGAGGUUAUGAGAAGCAUCUACCUCCCUUUGGAGACGGACAGUGAUUCCAGUGGAGAUUCGGCUGCUAUGGAUGUUUUCGAAGUUGAGCCGGGAUCCUCGGUUGACCAGAAGAGAAACAUUUUCAGAAAGGACUUCCACAACCAGCCGCCUCUCAUACCACAGGUGACUAUAAGCAGUGAAUCUCCCAGCCCCAAAGCGGGACCCACUGGCUUUGACAAUCGCAACUUUGAAAUGAUCCCAAAUCCUUACCCGUCGCCAACGGCAACGCACAAAUCACCGGAGACUAAAGCUAAUCAAGAAAACCUGGAUGACCUACAGGACUCGACUUAUUUUGGACCCGGGUCGGUUCCUGAGCCGUCGCCCAUACACCUUCCUCUCCCGUCCAGGACCAGGCCCGCCUGGAGCAGCAAGAGUCACAGUCUGGAGGACCGGAUAAGUGCUGGUAGUGUCGAUAUGGGGAUAGAAUCCAAACCAGGACAACUUCCCAGGCGCUCCACACCCACCAUCAGCACUCUGGUGGGGUCCCUGGGUGGAGGCAGUGCAGAUAGUGGGUUGCCAGGUGGAGGUGAUGGAGUGAAGGCUCAGGGGACACAAACAGACCCUCCGGAUCCCAGGAGGCUCCGCAGCUUAGUCCACGCCGACCGCCUCUCCUUCAUGACCUCCCUGGAUGACCCUGAGUUCGGCGAGGAUGACAUCAGUGCCAUCUUCCGCUUCUUAGAUGACAUCAGCAUGUGCGGCUCAACGGGAGUGCUGCACUCCGGCGAUGGCAGCAUCAACCAGGACACCCCUGAAGGCAGACGCGGGCGCCUUGGUCAGCUCAAAAGACUGUUCCAUUCUUUGGAGAGCAGCGACGACGGGCUCCAAGCAAGCGUCUGCAAGCUGCUGCUCCGUAUGAGUCAGAUAGAAAGACAGCUGGAGUCACUGAACGACGUGAAAGCCGAGAUCUCUCAGGUGCUCUCCGCUCUGCAACGGCUGGACGAGAAGAUCCAGCAGCCCGGCGUUCAGGGCUCCGGGGGUAGAUGGUACGAGGCCAUCAGCGGUGUCUCCUCUUUUAUGAGCCAGCCCAUAACUCCCUCCGAGUUGUCAGAGCCUCAGCCUUUGUCGGCAUCCGGGCAUCUGUUACCGGGGACCAGCAGCAGCAGCCUGGACUGGAACCGCUGGAACACCCCCGGGGAUCCGACGGAGAGCAGCAAAAGCCUGGGAGAUUCCAAAGGGUCUAAAGACGGCAAGAAGGACGCGGCAUCUCGCCGUGCCUCCAAAACUCAGACCGAGGACAAAACCAUGCCGGAUAGCAAACAUCCAAUUCUCUCUAACUCUGCAAAAGACUGGAAAGUGUCCUUCUCCAGGAGAAAAGACAGCAAAUCCUCUCAAAGAAAACUCGGGCAGGCGGAUCAGUCAGACAGCACCACUAACCUACUCUCUCAGAAGCCUGCUAGCAUGGUGGAACAAGUGUUAAACUCCUCCUUAUUCCAUCAAAAGGAUGGCAGUCUCACGCGGGGGCUCGCCACAGCAAAGGUCAUCGACCCCCAGCUGGCUGAGGGGAGAGGAAGGCCCAUAUGGACCGUCGAUGACAGAGAAGCCCGGAUCUCCCCUUUGGAUCUACAGGGUCAGGACUCUCUGAACCCCAACAUGGACUUCUGGGUGGACGACAUCUACACUCCAGGCUACGACGCUCUCCUCAGACGGAAGGAGGCUAACCUUCGCCGCAUCAAGAUCUGCAAGCUGGUCGCCCUGGUUGCCAUUGUGGUGGCCAUCAUCCUCAUCAUCGUCAUCCCCAUUUGCACAGUGGUCUCUUAAAGACCCUCAAAGGCACUCACAUUGCUGCCUACCUUCAUUCCUGUCUUAGCGUUGCGUCUGCAGUCGUGUGCUGUUCUCUGAAACUUGCACGUCAUCCUAACCAAAUUAGGAAACUGUGACUCUGAUCAAGUCAAGUCUUAGUACCCCUUUUUUUCUGGCAACAUCUUUUGUUUCCAGAGAGAGAUUGUAAGUUUUGCAUAAAGUUUUAUUUUGCUGUAAAUCCCGCCGAGAGUUUUUUUUCUUCAAAUUGCUGCAAUCUAAUUUUUUAUUGUUACAGCUGCCUGCAUAAUAAAGUCUUAAACUAGUAAUACUGAGCCAACGCAAA
This is a messenger RNA of Oryzias melastigma (Indian medaka), 2877 nucleotides long. RefSeq names its product major intrinsically disordered Notch2-binding receptor 1. Lineage: Eukaryota; Metazoa; Chordata; Actinopteri; Beloniformes; Adrianichthyidae. The record is from RefSeq and is a predicted model, not a curated record. Gene Ontology annotation, cellular component: plasma membrane. Bases 159 to 2552 code for a protein of 797 amino acids. The transcript is spliced from 4 exons. Gene Ontology annotation, biological process: negative regulation of cell population proliferation; negative regulation of TOR signaling.